AUGUUUUCUUCGUUUAGCAUUCUUACUGCUUCAGCAUCAAGAUCUCAGUUUGCCUCAUGCAUGCGUGGUGUAAACUAUAACUAUACCAAAGAUCCAACAUAUCGCCAGUUCACUACAACUGCAUAUAUAACUGUUCCACAAACAUUUUAUGGUAUAACUGGCCAUAUAUAUGGUGCAUUUUGUCCUCCAACAACAGGAAAUUACAAUAUCAGGGAAUACGGCGGAGAUUGGGGUGGCGUUUGGUUUGAAAGUUCUUAUGCAGGAGAUGGUUAUGCCACUUGGAUCGGAUCUUGCGUAGGUGGUAGUGAUAAUGUUGAUACAAUCACAAACCUCUAUCUUCAAAAAGGAAGAUGCUAUAAAUUUACAACAUGGGCAAUUGCAGAUGGCUGCUGGGGUAAUAGAUUUAACUAUGCACAAUGGUCAUAUACAAGUCCAGAAAGCUAUUCAACUAUGGAUUCCACAAAUACAUAUAACUGUUCUAUUAAUGAUGAAUGCGAUGUUGGUUAUGUUGGCAGCAACUGUGAAGCAGUAGACUUAGAUUGCCAUAAUAACGGCGUUCCAAGUGAUGGUAUUAGUGGAGAUAAAAAUACCUGCGUUUGCACAAAUGGACUUGAACCAUUCUGUGAUGAUAUGACAACUGUAGAUUCCGGUCAUCAAGACCCAACUAUCACGUUUACAUAUGGUAGCGUUGUUGAUAAGUCUGAGUCUAUUAAUGUUGGCCAAGAUACUGUCUAUUACUCCUCUAGUUACGCAAAUUAUUCUGUUAAGGGAAAAAUUACAAUUCCACAGAAUGGAAACUACAGAUUUAGAAUAUCUAGCCAAAAUGAUGUAAAGUUUACUAUAUCGGGAACUUCUAUAUCAAUUGGUAGCAUUGAUUACGAUAAUCAGUUCCAAUGCCAAGAAGAUAGAGUAAGAAUAUAUGAAACAACAAACACAGUUACUCUUACUAAGGGCGAUUAUAACUUUGAAAUCAAAGGUUUGAGUGGUUGCGCGAUCGAAGAUCAAUACUUCUCAUUGGAAUGGAUUUUCUACAGAUAUUACAUAUCCUCAGGCAAGACUGCUGUUUAUACAACAGUUCCAAGAAGAUAUUUAAAGGCUGCCUAA
Molecule: messenger RNA, 1104 nt
Organism: Trichomonas vaginalis G3
Lineage: Eukaryota; Parabasalia; Trichomonadida; Trichomonadidae
Exons: 1
Coding region: 1-1104 (367 amino acids)
Source: RefSeq, a predicted model, not a curated record